GGGGCCAGAAGCAUCCAAUGAUAAGCGGCUGAUGGAAGAAGAGGGCGGUACAGCGGGAAAGGAUUGUCCAAUGAAAAUCACUAGCGCCAGACACCUGGACGGCGCCGGGGCAGAAGGAAAGAUGGAGAAUUUCACGGCGCUGUUUGGAGCUCAGGCUGACCCACCCCCACCCCCAACCGCACUCGGCUUCGGACCAGGGAAACCUCCACCCCCGCCUCCCCCUCCUCCAGGCGGGGGACCCGGCACGGCUCCGCCCCCUACCGCGGCCGCGGCCCCUCCGGGUGCCGAGAAGUCGGCAGCUGGUUGCGGUCCCUUCUACCUAAUGCGGGAACUGCCAGGCAGCACCGAGCUGACAGGCAGCACCAACCUGAUCACACACUACAACCUGGAACAUGCCUAUAAUAAGUUCUGUGGGAAGAAGGUGAAGGAGAAGCUGAGUAACUUCCUGCCUGACCUGCCGGGGAUGAUUGAUCUGCCAGGUUCCCAUGAUAACAGCAGCCUCCGCUCCCUCAUUGAGAAGCCCCCUAUUCUUGGUGGCUCUUUCAAUCCUAUCACAGGGACCAUGCUAGCUGGCUUCCGCCUCCACACCGGCCCGUUGCCAGAGCAGUGUCGUCUGAUGCAUAUCCAGCCUCCCAAGAAGAAGAAUAAACACAAGCACAAACAGAGCCGUACCCAGGAUCCCGUCCCCCCAGAAACACCAUCUGACUCAGAUCACAAGAAGAAGAAGAAGAAGAAAGAGGAGGAUCCCGAACGGAAGAGGAAGAAGAAGGAGAAGAAGAAAAAGAAGAACCGACACAGUCCAGACCACCCAGGUAUGGGCAGUUCUCAGGCCAGCAGCAGCAGCAGCCUCCGCUAACAGACCACUGGACUCUGCCAGAAUGACUUUUCCUGCUGUACUGAACCUGCUGUCAAAGACUGCCUUCCUGGCUCUUGGACACUGCCUUAAGAGCAUCCCCUGCGGCUGGAACAGAAGCAGGCCUGCUGUGCUCAGUUAAGAGGAAUGCAUUAUGAGAAAGAGCCAUGCUUUUGUAAGGCUCAGUCCAGCUUUCUCAUGGACAUCUCUUCCUCUCCCAGGAAGCUUUCUUUUCAUCUCUUUUGUGCAGUUUGUCUGAUUUAUGACCUUAUCUGAUUUGUUAGGGUUUUUCUUUAAAAAAAAAAAAUUUUUUGCAUUUAUCAAA
This is a messenger RNA of Miniopterus natalensis, 1178 nucleotides long. It is a transcript of the gene MED19, whose product is annotated as mediator complex subunit 19. The record is from RefSeq and is a predicted model, not a curated record. Lineage: Eukaryota; Metazoa; Chordata; Mammalia; Chiroptera; Miniopteridae. Gene Ontology annotation, biological process: positive regulation of transcription by RNA polymerase II. Gene Ontology annotation, cellular component: mediator complex. Gene Ontology annotation, molecular function: transcription factor binding; transcription coregulator activity.